This is a messenger RNA of Echinostoma caproni, 322 nucleotides long. The record is from the annotation of a GenBank genome assembly. Lineage: Eukaryota; Metazoa; Platyhelminthes; Trematoda; Plagiorchiida; Echinostomatidae.
GGUGUUCUCGCGUAUUGGGUCCACGUGGCCUACACGGCUGUGCGUCUUCUCACUCCGGGCACAAUUCCAAACGAUCCGAACAACUUCUCUGCCUACACGGACCCGUCCGCACACACCUAUCACGGAUUUACACGUGAUGCGGACAUGCUUGAUCCGAAUCAACCAGUUCAACUGGAUUCCGACGCACCGGGUUUCGGUUACGGCAAACCAGGCAGUGGUGCCCCGGUACAAUCGACCGGCGGAGUAUUUACGGGCAAUUUGGUUGAUGCUUACCAACCGUGAUCGAGACCACGUGUCCACUGUCCCAUUCAUUCAGAACUGA